Molecule: messenger RNA, 813 nt
Organism: Oncorhynchus masou masou (cherry salmon)
Lineage: Eukaryota; Metazoa; Chordata; Actinopteri; Salmoniformes; Salmonidae
Product: mucin-5AC-like
Exons: 3
Coding region: 1-813 (270 amino acids)
Source: RefSeq, a predicted model, not a curated record
AUGACCCCCACAAUUGCAGCUUCUACUUCAACAACUGUUGCUCCCACGACCACAACUGCAGCAGCUCCUACAACAUCAACUGUAGAUGCUUCCAUAAACACAACAGCAGCACCUACUACGUCAAUCACAACUGCAGGUCCUACUACCAUUUUAACUCCAACGACAAGCACAACUGAGGCUCCUUCAGACGUCACUACUGUUGCUCCUUUGAACCCCACAAUUGCAGCUUCUUCUUCAACAACUGUCGCUCCCACGAUCACUACAACUGCAGCAGCUCCUACAACAACAACUGUAGCUGCUUCUACAUUUACUACUGCAUCCCCUACUGCAACCACAACAGAAGCUCCUUCUACAACAAAUGUAGCACCAAUGACUUUAGGAACAACAGUCCCAGCGACGACAGCAGCUAAUUCCUCAACUUUAGCUCCUUCAAUGCCAAUCCCAACUGCAGCUCCUACAACAACAACUCUUGCUCCUACGACCUCUACAACUUCAGCACCAACUACUUUAUUCACAACUGCAGUUCCUACUACCAUUUUACCUCCUUCGACAACCACAACAACAUCCACUACAACAACUACAUCACAACCGUGCAGCACCUACUACAUCAAUCACAACUGCAGUUUCUACUAUCAUUUUACCUCAAUCGACAACCACAACAACAUCCACUACAACAACUGGAGCUCCUACAAUGUCAAUCUCAACUGCAGGUCCUACUACCAAUUUAACUCCAACGACAACCAAAGCUCCUACAGACAUCAUAACUGUAGCUCCAAUGCCCACCACAAUUGCAGCUUCAACUACAACUGUUGA